AUGCCUCCGAAGCUGAAGAAAGAUUUCACAUCUGAGAUGGCUUCUACAAUAAGAGACAUUAUUCGUGAAGAGCUGAAGGCGGCCCUGGACACAAGUUUAGUGCCAGUGAACAAAUGUUUGGAGGAGCUGAAAAUCCAACUGAGCACAUGCAGUGAAAAAAUCGAGGAGUUGGUGAGAGAUGGAGUGGAAACCGACGUCAGAUUGUCCGAAUUGGAACGCUGCCAACUGAAGACUGCAAAAGAAAAUAAACAGCUGAGAUCGAAAAUUGAACAGCUUGAGAACCAAAGUCGCAAGUUCAACAUCCGUAAUUUUGGUCUGCCGUCUGGGAUAGAGGCUGGAAAUCGUACUGCCUUCACAACAAAGCUGCUCCAGGACCUGUUUGGAGAAGAGAUUGUUGGAACCGGCCCGCUGCUCAGUAUCGCCCAUCGCACUGGUCAGGCAAGGAAAGAUUCGAGUUGCAUGAUUGCAAGACUGUACAGAUUUGACAUCAAGAGGAAGAUUAUAAAGAAGGCCAUUGAGUCUUGUUCUUUCACCUACAAUGGGAGAAAAAUACGCAUCCAGUCUGAUAUCAGCGCUGAGACCCUGACACUCAGAGCAACUUUUAAAGAAUUGAAAUCAGAGCUAUAUAAGCGAAAUAUAAGAUGCGGUUUUAUCCAUCCCACUGCAACUUUGAUCCUGACUUUCCGUGAGGAAACCCACAAGUUCAACACAGCAAAGGAAGCACAGGACUUCUUUGAUCGCUAUAUUGAACCUGAGGAUGAGGAGGGUGAAGAAGAGAAGUAUGGUGCAGAGGAGACAGAUGGUGAAACAGAGGAAGGAAAGGAGAGCAGCGCAGUGGUGCAGGAUGGAGGUGAAACUGGAGAGGAUGAAGGAGUGAAGGAUGGACGUGAAUAA
Messenger RNA from Xyrichtys novacula (pearly razorfish), 894 nucleotides. The record is from the annotation of a GenBank genome assembly. NCBI's taxonomy places the organism in Eukaryota, Metazoa, Chordata, Actinopteri, Labriformes, Labridae.